This is a messenger RNA of Pogoniulus pusillus (Red-fronted tinkerbird), 7681 nucleotides long. RefSeq names its product chromosome 1 C14orf132 homolog (gene C1H14orf132). NCBI's taxonomy places the organism in Eukaryota, Metazoa, Chordata, Aves, Piciformes, Lybiidae. The transcript has 3 exons. The coding region runs from base 231 to 500 and encodes 89 amino acids. The record is from RefSeq and is a predicted model, not a curated record.
GGCGGCGCCCGCGCCGCGCCCCCGCGCCUCGCCCGCCCCCGGCAGCAGCGGCAGCGGCAGCCUCAGCACCUCCGCCAGCUCCACCGGCAGCUCCAGCGGCAGCACCAUGGACCUCUCCUUCAUGGCCGCGCAGGAGCAAAUUGGUUAAAUUGCAGCUAAGUUCUGGGUUUCAGCUCGAGGCAUGAUCAUGGGUUCAGCAUAUUGAUGCCUAACGGAUUCAAAAGUGUGUAAUGGCUUUAAGAUACCUAACCCCAAAAUCAUCUUGGAUAAUGCAGCUUCCUGUUAUGGGAGGAGCCUUUAUGGACUCACCCAACGAGGACUUUAGUACAGAUUACUCCUUGUUUAACUCAUCAGCCAACGUCCAUGCAGCUUCUUCCAUGCAGAAUCCACCAGAAGAGACAUCCCGUUCCUCAAAUGAUGCCAUAUUGUUAUGGAUUGCAAUAAUAGCAACAAUUGGAAAUAUUGUGGUUGUGGGAGUGGUGUAUGCCUUCACCUUCUAGCAUGACUGUCACUCCUAAUGCUGGAAGAGAGGAUAACUGCAACAGUAUUUGUCCUGUGUAUGUACGUGUGUGUAUAUAUAUAUAUAUAUAUAUAUGUAUAUGUAUAUCUAUAUAAAUACAUAUUGAUAGGGACUUUAUUAAGUGCUAGCACAAUCAUGGAAAUGAAAUACCAGUUUGUCAUCUUGAAUCCUGAUGGCAGAAAAUUUGCAUGCAGUUGCAAACUGUAUGGAGAUGAGAGCUUUAAUUGAGAACACAAUCAAUACCAGUUUUGUAUAGAAAUAUAAUAGAGACCAAUGUGGGUAAGGUAAAUACAAAGAGAAAGUGAGAUUUACACAGAAAGCGUUUAUUUUCUACUGGUUAGAUUUUUCUAGCAGCUCUUCUGCAUUUUGUCAGCUUUUGUGUGCACUUUUUACUGUGGUAUAACGUUGUAUGAAAUUGUGCUAUGUCAUGUUUGCUGGAUAUCUUAGUUUUCCAGAUGGACUAACUGAUUGGCAUUGGCUCAGUUCCAACGAAGUACAAGAUCAUUGUGUGUGACUCUUCAGGACAUGCGUACACUGCGAGGCUGUGCUCAGCAUCAUAAGUCUUAAAGCUGUGAAAGGCAGGUGCAUGCUAUCUGAUACUUGUCUUCUGAUCUCUUUCUCUGGAUCUGAUAAUCAAUGAUUUGAUGCUAAAUUUGUCUGCUGUUUGCAGGAGGAGGCACAUCUAUUCCAAGAUGUGCCUGGUCUGCAGACUCUGCUCUCCAGGGGAGGAGGUAUUAAACAAAGCAACUGCACAAUCUCUCAUUUCUGUCUAGAGAUACUCAGUUGCAGUAGUUUGUAACUGUGUCCCUUCCAAGAAGCAAAAGCCAAAUACCAUGCUUUUCAGCUCAUUUCACUGUAAUCAAGGUUUCCCACAGCAGUCGUAUACUUUCAUAAGCUUAUUGAUGUAUCAAAAGAAUAUGGGGAAAUUGUGAAGGCUCAUUAACAGUGAAUUGUGUUUACGAGAAAACUGGACUCCAAAGAAAGAUUCGAUGCUUCCUGUGCUCACUUGGGAGUGAGUGCAAAAGUCAGGUAUGGCAUAGGGUAGAAACAGCAGAAAAAAAGGCAGCAAAUGACAGAUAUGCAAGUGCUUGCAUUUCAGUAUUAAUAUGUCUCUGAGUUCUGGUGAAGUGGAUUUUAGAUAGCCUGGUUAAGGUAGCAACACUGAUGCUCAUUUGGAUUUGUUCUGUUGAAAGGUAAUAUUUUCACUGCAUUGUUCCCAUGAGCAGUUCAAGGGCUGUAUCUUUUCAAAACAAGGUGUAGCUUUCCUUGGUGCAGAGAUUCUAAAACCUUGAGGGAAGAAAACAAAAUGACUUCUGUUGGAAACCUCCCCUAUCCCCCUUAAAAAUGAACACACAUAUAUGAAAUGUCUUCACUUUGAGAGCAGCAAAUUCUUCCUCUAUGUCUUCGUGUACAUGUAUAAAUUUUCUGUCUCAUACAGCUACUACCCUCAUUCCAGAAAGCCUUGUCUGAAGGCACAGAGACUGUUUUUGACACUUGCCUGCCACUGAGCUUGAGGCUGGACUAAAGCUGCUGAAUGUAUACAGAGGUUUGGAUUUUCUUCCUUACUCUUGGAACCCAUUUUUCUGUAGGCCUGGUGGACAGUUGUUAGUCAAAACAGCAUACCCACAAUUGUUAUUUAUAAUCACUCAGUAAUCACUGUGUAUGUAUUUUUUUUCCUCUCUCUAGGAACAGACUUUUAAAGGAGGGAAAGAUGCAAACAGAGCUAGUGGGGAGGAGAAAAGAAGCUAAAUUAUUUUGAGAAUUAGAACACAACAUCAACGCACUUGAGGACCUGAUCUUCUAUAUGUAUAUUUAUUUUCCAGUUUGGAGACAGGAUUUUGUUAAAAUAGUUGAGGUUAGAUGAUAUCUAUGCCACAAGAAAGUCCAAUUCUGGAAGAUAAACUGGGCAGAAACCAAAUUCUGUCUAAUAACAUAGAUACAGUCUCAAUAAUGAUACAAAAAUGAUGAUUUUCACUGUCCUAAAAUUACCAUUCUUUCCUUCAUAGGCAGAGGAAAAUACAUAACAGGGGAGCUGCAUAAAUUGUGUAUCUUUCUUAUUCUUACGCUCCUCACUCUUACUGAGCAGAGGGGAAGCUAUUAAGUGAGGCUGAAGGUUGCAAGGCAGUUUCCAAUGCAGCAGAACUGCACAGGACAAGGUCUGGUGUAUUGAAGCUGUAAAUAGUGCAUAGUGCAAUGUACUAUCUACAACCCUUUUAAAAAAAUGUUGUAAUUGUAUCAAUUGCUGAUAGAUUUUUCUGCAUUGUUCCUCAAGGCUCUGCAGUGAAGCCACAUCUUAUAAGCACUGUUUUCGCAUGAAGAGCAAAACAUUUCCACCAUGAUUAAAACCAGUUUCACACUGUGGUACUUGCCCGAUGGGAUUAUUCUACUGCUUAAUGAAUUUGCAAAUAGACUGUUUAAAUUUCCUAGACUAUUCAUCUCACUGCAAUUAGCAAUGUUUACAUCUCUCUCCUAAAGCACUGAAUUCUUCACCCAUGAAGAAGUGCAUUAGAGUGGGAACAGCAAAGAACUGCCACUCUGCUAAUGAAACCAAGUGACAUUUUUGUGUUGUUUUUCCUGAAGAAAGUGCCCUGCUUUCGUGUGAAAUUGAUAGCAAUAGCAGGAGUGUUGGAAAACAGUUCUGUCUCUCCCUCAUCCAGAUCAUCAUCAUACAGAUUUUCAUCAUUAGAGGUUGAGUUGUCAAGAAGUACCAGAUAGAACUUAAAGUAAUUGGUGUGACAGGGUGACAUAGGCAAACUGGGUGCAGACAAGCAAGUACAUACAUUUCCUGUCUCAUCAUUAAACUGCACACUAAUUGCACAGCUUUUCUGUUGAGAAAAAAAUAGUUUCAGGAUAGAGGUGCGAGGAUAUCACAAGUGAGAGUCUUUACAGUAUAUUGCCAGAUACAUUAAAGAUCCUUAAAACACUGGGCAGAGCUGGUUCAAACUAAUUACUUUGGUAGUAAUAACAUGCACAGUAUGUUUCUGAAUGCUGUGUUCUGGCUUCAUCCACUACAACUGCUUCUGUCUUCUGGAAGGUUUAAAUUCAACCACUGAAAAAGAAGAAUCAUUAAGUCCAGACAAGCCAUAGAGGAGAGUAGAGAAGUGGAUGGAUGGCAGAUGUCUCAGGUAUGGUACUAUGGAAGGUGUUGCCUCAUCUUUAUGCGGAUGCUAUUCCCUGGACUGUCAGUGCAGCUUGACUUGGAGCAUUGUAGCUUCUUUCGUUGGAGCCAGGUAGUUGAGUAACUGCUGUUGCUCACUGAAAAGUGUGACAAGGAAGCCAAAACGUUCCUCAGAGCUGUUUUCUGAGGCUCUUUUGUAAAUGCAGAAGUAAAUGCUUUGCUGAGUACCAUAUGUACCACUAUGAGAGACUCAUCUGCUACGAAUAAUGUAUUUAGCCUCUGAGUGGGCAAGUUGGGUGAUAGAUACCUCAGAAGUAAUAAAAUCUUCGCUCUAAAAUCAUUGUUUGCAAUAAGGCUUGAGGGCAGUCAGCAUCCCACCAAACUGCUGAGCUAUCUUGUUAUUGCAGGCUGAAGCAGCUGUUAAUCACAAUUUUAAACAGUGUGUCCAUGUGAAGAUAAAGGGAAAAUAACUCUUUUUGUUUGGGGGCAAAAAAAACCAGGCAUCUUUAAUUUGUAAAUUGUUACAUAUUUUGUCUAUUAUUAGAAGCUUUUGGUAUUUUUUAACAACUCAAAUUUUUAAUAUUCUCUUCAAAUGUCUCUGCAGGCUGCUGAAAGUUCCUAAUUUCACAUAGCUUUGUCCAGUUAUCCCAUCUAAUUUUACUGUAUUUCACGUGAGUACUAUCAGAGUAGAAUUUGGCAAACUAGGCUUUUUCUAAGGAUAUUUCCAUUAUUGAGCAAAAUAUGCCAAAAAUCAAAAUCCCAGACCAAAAUGUUUCUGCACUUUCAGAGCAUUCGGAGCUCUGGAGAUCUGGGUUUCAUCUGGAUAACUCACAGAAAGGUAAAGGGCAGGCAGGUCCCUGGUGAUAAUGUCAGACAUCAGGGUUUGGACAGGCAGAGCUAAGUGCUUCAUUAACUCCUGCUCUGCCUCUCUGAGCUGCACUGGCUUCCUGGACAUGUCCUGAGCUGAGUACAGCAUGUGCUUCCUCAUUCUACAUCUUGUUAAUCGAUGGGGAAACAAGUGCAAUUAUUCCAUAUUUAUUAUAUAAGCCAGAGAUCAAUAUUCUGUUAGGUACAUUAUUAUUAAUACUUUGGAAUGCCACCUAUAAACUAAAGACAGGAAUAGUUUAACAUGUGGUUAGCUCUUUGCCCGUGGUCUGGAAACAUCCUGAAGAACUCAGAGCAUCCCAAGGCCUUAAAGUCUCCUACUGAUCUUGAUCUGACACCAAUGCUUUGUGUUUUCUCAUACAAACCUCUCUGCCAUUUAACUUGUCUUUCCAGCUUGAAGCAGUGAAAAUAAAGUCAGCACUGUGCUGUUCUCUGGAUGCAUAAGGAAUUCCUAAUAGCGAAAGAACAACCACGUCUUGUUUUAGUUUUUGGCCUUGCAGGCACAAAGGAGGAGAAAAGUCUCCAGCUGUCUACCCAGGAGAGUCUGGGGGAAUAUAUGCCUUGGUAGAACAAAAUGGAUGGCAUUUUUAUCUCAUCUUGGCCUGUACCAGAGUGUUUACACUGACAACAUGGCCAGAACUUCUUUUGCAGCAACUCCUUUUGGUAAUUACAGCAACACAGCCAGGAACUGGAAAAGAAAACACCUCUGGUAACACAAACGUGACACAUACCUAGUCAGCUCAGUGGCAUCCCUCUGAAGGCAGAUUUGCCUGAAUGACAUAGGCAGACUUACUCUGUUGGUACCAAGGCAAAUACCAUUCCAUAUGAGCACAAAUUAUCUCUCCAUCUUGUUGAAAAAAUUUGAGACCCAUUCUCUCUUUGCCUGUGCAGGCUGCUAGUGAAGGUAUUUUUCAAUUGUAGAAUAUAGUAAAAAAGCUUCACAUACUGAUAGAAUACAUAUAAUAUUUACCUUCUAAAGCUCUUCUCAGUCUCCCUUGAAAAACAAAACAAAACAAACAAACAAAAAGAAAAACCCAACCAAAAAUCAUUGAGCAUUGAAUGGUAAUGAGUCUAGUUGCAUCUGUAUGGUAGCAUCAGCUCAUUUUAGUCUAAAGCCUUAUGCCAGCAGAUCUUGGAGAGGAUCUCACUGUUACCCAGACUUUAAAAAUGCUAAGAACAGAGGCAAGUAAUUUCUCAAGAAUGUCUCAAAAUUCACUGGCCAGUUCUUUAGGCUGCAUCAGUCCUCUCUUAGCAUCCAUCCCUUUAAACCCAUUGUCACCAUCACACAUCUCUAUGCCUUCAUUUUAUUUCUUCCUUUGUUUUCUCUACGUUCUUUUCAUUCCCUGAUAUCAGAACAUGCAAGCAUUUGGAAGCCAUAAUGUUCUUCAGCCCUUUUUAACCUCCUUGACUGAUAAUAAGGCUAGUACAAGUAAAGAUUCAUUACACUAAGUGCAUAUAAGCUCUCUUCCUGUAGGAAGACCUUAAUCACUGACUGCCUUAGCAAACUGCAAAGAAUUUUCCCCAAGCAGAAGAGUAAGAUGUGCCAUGAAUCCUGGUAACUGCUUUGUCAAUAUCUAUACAACCCAAAGCUCCUUUUAGAUAUUCAGAUUUUAUAACUAAACUUCCCUCUUCCGCAGUCAGCAUUUACUGAGCUUUUCACAGCCCAAAGUACUUUGUUACUUUUAGAAACUCAGGAUGAGUGGUAGUGCACUUAGGGUAAGGCAAGGGGAAGAACAGAAGAGCUCUGUGUCGUUUAUUGUAGGGCCUUGGCCACUAAACCCUAGCCUAUUCAGUAAAGAAAAAGAACCCAAAUAUGCUAAAGCCAUUUCAAAUUUAGUAACACCUGUAGUUCUCAGAUGCCCAGCCAGGCUGCUACAGCCAGAUGAAGCAUUUCUAAGUCUUAGUGUAAUCCUUCCAAAAGCAAGUGUAUUCCUUGUCAAGGACCAAGAGCUGAACUGCCUCCCUCACAGGUCCCUGCUUUUUCUGGUAUUGUUUUGGGAGCUGGUUGCAUUUCCUGUGGAGUUCAGUCCCACUGAGGAGUAAAUGCAACUGAACUGCUCACAGAUCUAGUCCUAAAACUUCUCAGUUACUGCCUUUAUGAUGAUUGAAAUUCCUGAUGCUGCAAGCUGAGGGACCUUUGCUUCCACCUGGAGUCAGCUGCAUUAAUAACACUUCAUAGUUCUGAUGUAUGCAUCAAUGGAUCAACUUGCAGGACCAGCUCUGGGUUGCUGGGGUUUUGUUUUAUUUUAUAUGUAAUCUAAAGAUAUCUGUAAUUUCAUAAUCAGAAGAAAGCAAGCAAGCAGGAUGCUGUAUUUUUGUAAAUGAGAAGAUAAUAAGAAACAAGUCAGAAUAUUUUGAUAGACAUGCUGGAAGGGCAUAUAAUGUGUUGAACAGUUGCACAAUUUUUUCUAUUACCUGAGCACCUCGCCUGAGAAAUACUUUUUCUUUCUUUAACAAAGAUCUCUUUCAAUUCUGAAGUUUCAGAGUUUGAAAGGAGUGGACUGCAAAGCUUCAAUGACAUUUUAAACUAAUGUAAAUAAAUCCAGUAGCUAGCUUUGUGAGGUAGCUUAUAACCUUUAGGUUUUGGUUAUCUCAAAUAUUGGCUCAUUUGGUUUCAUUUUUUUCUUCUCCAAAAUAAGCUAAAUAGUGACACUUCUGAAAGCAUCUGUACUUCAUACAAAAUUACUGUCAUAUGGAAAUGACAUCCUUCAACUCAUGUAAAACAGCUUUACAGGAGCCCUUUAGUAUCUGUCAUGACUUUUCCUACUAGUUCUUGACAAUUUAAUUCUCUGGUACUUUCUGUCUGCUACCCUGUUGUGUGCACUAGCAGGUUGGCAAAGCUUCUCUAUGUUGGUUUUGUAAUGUAUGGGUUAGUUUAAAGAAAAACCUGUACUCUUGUAGUCGUUGUUCUUGAAAUGUGGGUCUGUGUCUGUAAAGACAAAAAGGACUUUAAAAAUGCCCUCUCUUUUCUCUAACUUUACUGUAAUUGGCAAGCCUGGUUACCAGAAAUGUAUUCUUUUAAGCUCCUAUUACAUUGUUUUCCACUUAUUGACUGCUUUCACUAUGUGUGUACUUAGUGCUGAUUCUCUUGCUAUGGUGAAAAUGACAAGUUUUGUUAAUAUGGAAGUUGUGGGUUUGGAUAAAGUUCUUCAAACUGA